AUGAUCGCAGAAUCAACUUCCAGCCCCAGAGGCAUUAGGUUUGCCAUAGAUCGAGGUGGCACUUUCACCGAUGUAUGGGCAGGUGUAGAGGGGCGGCCAAACAUAGUCCUGAAGUUGCUCUCUGUGGAUCCCGAAAACUAUGCAGACGCCCCUUCAGAAGCAGGUAUUCGACGUGUGCUGGAGAUGGUAACAUCUUCUCAGAUUCCUCGCGCAUCGCCAUUGCCGAAAAAGCACAUCGAGUCUAUUCGGAUGGGCACUACUGUGGCUACUAAUGGUACAACAAGCUCCUUUCCGAACUCUUUUCAAAACAUGAGCUUACAAAGCCAUUCAGCUCUUCUCGAACGGAAAGGAACAAGACAUGCGCUCCUUGUCACCGAAGGGUUUCGCGAUCUGCUGGACAUUGGCCACCAGUCCCGCCCGAAUCUAUUUGCCCUCGACCACUGCAAGCCUGAGACUUUGUACGAAGAGGUAGUGGAGAUCUCUGAAAGAGUAACUCUAGAGGACUUCGAAGAGCGCCCCAAAGAAAUGGCUCUGCCAACGAGUAAAAUACCUGGGAAGUUAGUGAAGGGCACCACAGGAGAUAUCUUGCGCAUUAUCAAGCCUCUUGAUGCAAAUGAGGUAAAGAAAAAGCUUACUGCUAUCCGAGAAAAAGGGAUCGAUGCUCUUGCAAUUUGCUUUGCUCAUUCCUAUCUAUACCCUGACCAUGAGGAUGCUGUGGCCAAGAUUGCAUCAGAACUUGGAUUUGCCCACGUUUCAUCCUCGUCGGAAGUUGGCUCAAAGAUGAUCAAGAUGAUCUCCCGAGGCAGCUCAGCAUCAGCAGAUGCAUACCUGACCCCAGAAAUCCAACGAUACGUGCAUACAUUCGCGCGAGGCUUCGAAGGUGGUAAUUUGGAUGGCGUCCGCUGUGAGUUUAUGCAAAGUGACGGCGGUCUGGUGAAUUACAGAUAUUUCACUGGUCUGAAAGCUAUUCUCAGUGGUCCUGCAGGAGGCGUUGUGGGCUACGCACGAUCCUCGUACGAUGGGAGAACUCCUAUUGUUGGCUUUGACAUGGGCGGCACCAGUACAGACGUAUCACGAUUCGGUGGCGAUUUUGAGCAUGUUUUCGAGACAACGACAGCUGGUGUUGCCAUCCAGAGUCCUCAGUUGGACAUCAACACGGUCGCGGCAGGCGGUGGAAGUAUCCUUAAUUGGGAGAAUGGCCUCUUCAAGGUCGGACCUGAAAGUGCUGGUGCACACCCAGGUCCAGCUUCAUACCGCAAAGGUGGCCCGCUCACAGUAACAGAUGCCAACCUCAUGCUCGGCCGUCUGCUUCCCCAAUAUUUCCCCUCUAUUUUCGGCCCGAAUGAAGAUCAACCAUUAGACGAUGAGAUAGUGCGCGAGAAAUUCGCAGAGUUGACACAGAAAAUCAAUGCCGAGACCCAUCGGACCAUGAGUCCGAUGGAAGUGGCCAACGGGUUCAUUGAUGUAGCUAAUGAAGCUAUGGGGCGCCCGAUCCGUGCAAUCACCGAAGCACGAGGCCACGAUACAUCUGCUCAUAACCUGGCAGUAUUUGGAGGAGCCGGUGGGCAGCAUGCUUGCGAGCUUGCCAAGAAACUCGAUAUCAAGCGAGUGGUCAUUCACAAAUUCUCCAGCAUUUUGUCAGCUUAUGGCAUGGCACUAGCCGAGGUUGUGCAGGAGAUGCAAGAGCCAAGCAGUGAGACACUCUGUGACGACGCGAUGUCAAAGAUUGAGCAAAGGCUCGAUGACCUUAAGGACGGGGUUUUGAAGAGGCUUCUAGCUCAAGGAAUUAAAGAGGAAGCCAUCAGAUACGACAUAUACUUACACUUGAGAUAUGAAGGUACGGAAACUCAACUGAUGAUCCCGCAGCCAGCAGACAGAGACUUCAGAGCUGCCUUCGAACGUGAGCAUUUGAGAGAACUGGCAUUCCUGUUUCCAUCCUCCAAGAAAGUCCUAGUGGAUGACAUUCGGAUCCGUGGCGUGGGAGCAAGCCCGGAGGUCGUUCAAGACAAUGACCGUCUGAUCAAGGAGAUGCAAGAAGCUGAUUUUAACCCCAUCAAAGCACUAGAUGCUGCUCACAAGACAAAGGUGUAUUUCAGCCCAGACGGGUAUCAGAUGACCCCUGUCUUCUUACUAGAGCAGCUCAAAAGGGGUGAUGUGGUAGAUGGCCCGGCACUAAUCAUCGAUCACACGCAAACGAUCGUCAUUGUGCCCGGCUCAAAAGCUUCUAUAUUAACCUGUCAUGUCAUCAUCGACCAGUCUGACACUAAGGAGGCUCCCACUGCAGACGCUACUGAGAAGAUGGCGGAUCCCAUUCAACUUUCUGUAUACAGCCAUCGCUUUAUGGGAAUUGCAGAGCAAAUGGGCCGUACCUUGCAACGGACUAGCCUUUCAAUCAAUAUCAAGGAGAGAUUGGACUUCUCCUGUGCGAUCUUUGGGCCUGACGCCGAACUGGUUGCUAAUGCUCCGCAUGUACCAGUUCACCUGGGCAGCAUGAGUUAUGCUGUCAGGUACCAGGCAGAGCUACACAAGGGUAACCUGAGGCCUGGGGAUGUUCUUGUGUCGAAUCACCCGGAGUCUGGCGGUACGCAUCUUCCCGACAUUACCGUCAUCACCCCUGUUUUCGAACCCGAUGGGAAGACUGUAUGUUUCUAUACUGCCUCCCGGGGCCAUCACAUGGACAUUGGUGGUUUGAAAGGAACUUCGAUGCCGCCCGAUUCGACUUCGAUUUACGACGAAGGUGCGGCGAUCCGUUCAUUCUUCUUAGUCCGAGACGGCAAAUUUGACGAGAAGGGAAUCUGUGAUAUACUUCUUGAGCCCGGCACACACGAGGGCUGCACUGGCUCUAGGAGACUCGAAGAUAACAUCUCGGACUUAAAAGCCCAGAUAGCCGCCAAUAACAAGGGCUCGUCUCUGAUCCAGGCCCUCAUGGCAGAGAAAGGCAAAAGGGACGUACAUUUUUACAUGAAGAAAAUCCAGGAGAACGCCGAAAUUGCCGUCCGGAAUUACCUCAAGGACGUAAGACGAAAACACGGGAACACCCCUCUUGCGGCGGUUGAUUCCAUGGAUAACGGAUCCAUUAUGCGCGUGUCGAUUACGAUUGACGAAGAUGGCACUGGAACCUUUGAUUUCAAUGGGACCACCUCGGAGAUGCUAUCAAAUAUGAAUGCCCCUCCUGCGAUCACUUACUCCGCUCUCAUCUACACCAUGCGGGUUCUCAUUGGGAACGACAUCCCUCUUAACCAAGGGUGUCUUGCGCCAACAAAGGUCCUAAUUCCAAAAAACACAUUUCUGAACCCAUCCGCUGGUCGGGCUGUCUGCUGCGGUAAUACUCUCACAUCGCAGAGGGUGACAGAUCUCUUGUUGAAAGCCUUCCAUGCUGCGGCUGCUUCCCAAGGCUGCAUGAACUGCAUGGGGUUCUUCGGACGCGGCGGUGUCGGGCCAGAUGGGAAACCUCUCCCUGGAUUUGCAUACAACUACGGCGAGACAAUCGCCGGUGGAGCUGGCGCUGGACCGACCUGGCACGGAGCCAGUGGCCUGCACACGCAUAUGACCAACACUCGUACCACCGACGCCGAGGUGAUCGAGAAACGGUACCCCGUUCUGGUGCGCGAAUUCUCCAUUCGCCGCGGCAGCGGCGGAAGAGGUAAGUUCAACGGUGGAUGCGGUGUCGUGAGAGACUUCGAGUGCCGUGCGCCUCUUACCUUCAGCAUGAUCUCAGAACGACGAGUGAACCAGCCGUAUGGAAUGGAAGGUGGUGAACCCGGGCAGCGUGGAACAAAUUACUGGGCCCAAGUGAAUGAAGAUGGGUCAUACACUUGGCUUAACAUUGGACCGCGAGGUCAGGUCGACAUGAAGCUGGGUGACCGGUUUGUUGUGCACACACCAGGUGGUGGUGGCUGGGGGCGUGCAGAAGAUGUUGACAGCGUUGAAUCUUCGGAUAAGAUCUCUGCGUUUCAGCCGCGAGCCAAUGGCAGCGUGAAUGCUUUCUUUGCGGCUCAGCUGCAGGCUUAA
This is a messenger RNA of Penicillium chermesinum, 4011 nucleotides long. RefSeq names its product 5-oxoprolinase (ATP-hydrolyzing). The record is from RefSeq and is a predicted model, not a curated record. Gene Ontology annotation, biological process: glutathione metabolic process. Bases 1 to 4011 code for a protein of 1336 amino acids. Lineage: Eukaryota; Fungi; Ascomycota; Eurotiomycetes; Eurotiales; Aspergillaceae. Gene Ontology annotation, molecular function: 5-oxoprolinase (ATP-hydrolyzing) activity. Gene Ontology annotation, cellular component: cytosol. The transcript has 6 exons.